AUGGAGAAAGCAAAAGGCAAAAAGAAAGAAAGAAAAUGUAAAGAGGCUUUGAGACUUUCCAGUGUCAAGGGAACCCGAGUACUCUGUUCAGAAAAGAAGGCACAAGGCGAUGGAAAAGUAAGACUUCGGAAGAAAAUCCCAGUUCCUCCAUUACCUUCUAAAUUGCCACCAGCCAACGUGCUUCACCGAGACAUCCUGCGGGCCUGGUGCCAACAACUAAAGCUGAGCACCAAAGGCCAGAAACUAGAUGUAUAUAAGAGAAUCUGUGAAUAUGCUUACCCCGAUCAGAAGAACAUUCCUGUCACCGCAGAGGAGGCCAAGAUUCUCACACAGUCACAAAGAAGAUCAAAGACGGACCAGGGGGAAAUGUCUCUGGAAAGUUCUGGGAAAAGGAUAUCUUCUGAUGGAACGUACCUUCCUGAAGUGGCUGUUUCCCCUGAGGGUGGGGCCCCUGCCCAUGUUGGGUCUGAUGCUCUCCUGGAGGGAGUCGAUACUGUUGUUGUGACAACUUCGGCCCCAGAUGCUGUGUUUGCCUCCUGGUCCAGAAUUGCAGCCAGGGCUGGGAAGGUGGAGACAGUGGAAUCGCCCCAGGAGGCCCAUGGUGUCAGGUGGUGUGUGGUCCAUGGGAGAAGUCUGCCUGCAGACACAGAAGGUUGGGUUCACCUGCAAUUUCAUGCAGGACAAGCCUGGGUGCCUGAAAAACGAGGGAGAGUAUGUGCCCUGUUCUUGCUGCCGGCCUGCAAUUUUCCACCCCCACACCUGGAGGACAAUAUGCUGUGCCCCAAAUGUGUUCGAAGGAAUAAGGUGUUAAUGAAAAGCCUCCAAUGA
Molecule: messenger RNA, 828 nt
Organism: Neomonachus schauinslandi (Hawaiian monk seal)
Lineage: Eukaryota; Metazoa; Chordata; Mammalia; Carnivora; Phocidae
Gene: DPPA4
Product: developmental pluripotency associated 4
Exons: 7
Coding region: 1-828 (275 amino acids)
Biological process (GO): system development
Cellular component (GO): nucleus
Molecular function (GO): chromatin binding
Source: RefSeq, a predicted model, not a curated record